AUGGCCAAUUCUGUAUAUGAUACUUAUGUAUCUCCUCUCUCUACAAGGUAUGCUUCAACAGAAAUGAAAUUCAAUUUCAGUGACAGAAAAAAAUUUACUACAUGGAGAACUCUUUGGACUUUAUUAGCACAAGCUGAAAAGGAAUUGGGCUUGGACAUAACCGAUCAACAGCUAAAGGAACUGCAGGACAACGUGAACAAUGUGGACUUCGUGGCGGCGGCCAACGAAGAGAAGCUCACCCGACACGAUAUCAUGGCUCACGUGCACACGUAUGCCACUUGUUGUCCGACCGCAGGGCCCAUAAUUCAUUUAGGUGCCACUUCGUGCGAUAUAGGAGACAACGCUGAUCUAGUGGUAUUGAGAGAUGCUUUUGAUAUUUUAUUACCAAAACUUGCUGGCUGCGUGAAAACUUUAGGCGAAUUUGCUGACAAACACAAGUCAUUGCCUACUUUAGGUUUCACACAUUUUCAGCCUGCUCAGUUGACCACUGUUGGCAAACGAGCAUGUCUCUGGCUACAGGAUUUGAUUAUAUGCGAAAAAAAUAUAAGCCAUGUUCGUGCUAACUUAAAAUUCCGUGGUAUCAAAGGAACCACUGGUACCCAAGCAUCUUUCUUACAACUUUUCAAUGGUGAUUAUUCAAAAGUCAGAGAAUUGGAUAACAGGGUAACUCAGCUUGCUGGUUUUCAAUCUUCUUAUUCAGUUACUGGUCAAACAUAUCCUCGAAUCGUAGAUGCAGAAGUUGUUUCAUCUUUGAGUGUUCUUGGGGCUUCUGUCCAUAAAAUGUGUACAGACUUGAGGUUGUUAGCUGGUAUGAAUGAAAUCGGUGAACCUUUUGAACCGACUCAAAUCGGUUCAAGUGCCAUGGCUUACAAACAGAAUCCCAUGAGAAGUGAAAGGGUUUGUUCUAUUGCUCGCUAUUUAAUGAAUUUAGUAAAUAACCCUUUGACAACUGCAUCGGUGCAAUGGUUGGAACGUUCAUUAGAUGAUAGUGCAAAUAGACGUUUGUGUUUAUCAGAAGCCUUUUUAGCUGCUGACAGUGUAUUGUUAACAUUACAAAAUAUUCUUGAAGGGUUAACUGUGUUCCCAAAAGUCAUAGCAAAAAAUAUUGACAAAGUACUACCUUUUAUGGCUACAGAAAAUAUAAUUAUUGCAAUGGUCAAAAUUGGAGGAGAUAGACAAGUUUGUCAUGAAAAAAUAAGAGUUUUAUCAUUAGAAGCUGCUAGUACAGUUCGCAUUGAAGGCAAAGACAAUGAUCUUUUAGACAGGGUUAUAAAAGAUCCAUAUUUUGCUCCAAUAUUAGAUCAACUACCUCAGCUUUUAGAACCAUCCACAUUCAUAGGAUGUGCUCCAGAUCAAGUUACAUAUUUUUUGAAAGAAGAAGUACAGCCUGUAGUCAAUAAGUAUAUAACUAAGAUCAAAACGACUGCUACAAAAUUGGAUAUUUAAAUCACAGUACUACUUAAUGUGUACUUUAAUGAAGCUACAGAGAAAAUAAUUGAAAUUAUUUCUUUACUUUAAUUAUAAAUUAAUAGAUUCAGUUGUUCAUGUUAG
Sipha flava (yellow sugarcane aphid) is the source of this 1551-nucleotide messenger RNA. RefSeq names its product adenylosuccinate lyase (gene Adsl). Gene Ontology annotation, biological process: 'de novo' AMP biosynthetic process. The coding region runs from base 1 to 1446 and encodes 481 amino acids. Gene Ontology annotation, molecular function: (S)-2-(5-amino-1-(5-phospho-D-ribosyl)imidazole-4-carboxamido) succinate lyase (fumarate-forming) activity; N6-(1,2-dicarboxyethyl)AMP AMP-lyase (fumarate-forming) activity. The transcript has 9 exons. The record is from RefSeq and is a predicted model, not a curated record. Gene Ontology annotation, cellular component: cytosol. Lineage: Eukaryota; Metazoa; Arthropoda; Insecta; Hemiptera; Aphididae.